Messenger RNA from Aureobasidium pullulans EXF-150, 4428 nucleotides. RefSeq lists its product as uncharacterized. Bases 1 to 4428 code for a protein of 1475 amino acids. Gene Ontology annotation, cellular component: mediator complex. Gene Ontology annotation, biological process: regulation of transcription by RNA polymerase II. Gene Ontology annotation, molecular function: transcription coregulator activity. The record is from RefSeq and is a predicted model, not a curated record. Lineage: Eukaryota; Fungi; Ascomycota; Dothideomycetes; Dothideales; Saccotheciaceae. The transcript has a single exon.
AUGAUAAGUCAACCAGCAGCGGGCACGCAAGUUCCUGGCCCUCGCCCUCUGAACCGCCCUGCUCUCCCUUCCAAGCUCAGCAACGUCAACCUGAACACACAACAUGACAUCUCCGACGUCGACGAGGCAAACCACUCGGCCUACACGGCAAACGGCAUGCUUCAGUACGGCGGCCACUCGGCCAACACUCCCGACGAACCCAAGCAACAUAUUCCGCCACGCCUCCUCUCGCAGCCUACAACAUCACUGCCCCUACCUCGUCGCCCUCAAUCCUUGACCUUGACCGCUCCAGGCCAAUCUCGCCCGCAACUACCGAAGCCCUCCCCCACACCCGUCCUGGAUCCUUCAACAAGAGCCAACGGCCUACAACCACCCGCAGUGGCCACCAAACUCCCCAAGGAGAAGGCCGCCGACUUUUUCCCAUGGACCAACAUCGAAGGCAAGCACCCGGAAGAUGUGCUGAACGAGCACCUUAUCAAGUCUGGAUACAGCGACAAGCCCGCCGGCGCUUCACAAACCGAAUCAAACAUCGCUCGCCCUCACCUGUGGCCCAGCUUGAAGAACAAGAAUGGUCUGGGCGUAUUGUCUGCCCUCUUCGUCCAAGUGCUGGACAAGAGGGCUUCGAUGCGUCUCUGCACCGCCCCUUCCACCUUCAAGCCGCCGCCGAGGGUUACUUUGACCGACACUAAGAGAGAGGCAUGGCUCAAGGACCUCGCCAACCCCGAUGUGCCAUUGCGAAGGUUGAGUAGGACCAUCCCCCACGGCAUCAGAGGUAAAGUGCUCCUCGAUCAUUGUAUUACCAAGGACAUUCCCAUCGCCAGAGCCGUGUGGCUUUCCAAGUGUGUCGGCGCCAACGAAAUCCGUGCUUUCAAGAGAAAAGGUGUCUCUGGCCCUGCUGCCUUGGCUGGUGAACUGAAGUGGAUCAAAGAAUGGACUGUCUUUGUAGAGCAAUUUGUCGACAGCAUCAUCUCUAGCUGCGGUCAACCAGGAUGGUCGCAAAAGAUGAACUAUGCGGUCCGCUUGGGCACUCAUUUCUACGCUGAGCAUCUCCUCGACGAAGAGCAUUACAUGGACUGGAUUCUUACUUCUCUCAAGCAAAGCUCUUCCGAAAGACUACCCGUCUGGAUUCUACUCACUCAGAUCUACUGGAAACAUCUCAUCUCCCACCGAAAACGAGGUCACCGUCUUGCCGAAGCUCUCCUUAGUCACGCCAAAUCUCUAUCCAGCACGCCUUAUGGCAUCAAUUUACAGCUCGUCACACGCUUGAACCAGCUGAUCAGUGUCCUGGCCGUCAACCACAGAGGAUGUCUAGUCUUACCAAAAUCUUGGAACGAUUACAAAACCUACUUUGCUUCUGUCAAGCCGAGUGGUCGAAUCAACAUGGAGGCUGAUGGCUUGGCCAAUGUCACUAGACGGAACAAUCGUUUGUCAGGUGCAACCCCUCAGGCAACCUCGAGGACUCCCAGACUUAGGCUGUUGGACAUCUUGGAUUCUGUCGACCUGGACGUUCAAAUUGACAGGAUUGCCACUCAAUGCGAGUCACUUGGACUUGACACACGGUUCGUGUUGGUCACAGUGCUUGAGUGGGCAACCUCCAAACAUCGUUCUGGUAUUGCUCGUGUCUACCUCGCUGCACAGCUGAUACGCUUCUGGAGUUUUGCUGGCUUCAGUGCAGACGAUGCUGUGUUGACCAUGCUCGAGAAGGCUAGACAUGACAAUACCGUGGAGCCUCGCCUGAUCUACAAACUUGUCUCUGCCUUGGCACGAUCUGGCCACUUUUCGGUUGGCAGAUACCUCCAAUGGCUCAUCUCUAUGGGUGUUCUCUCUGGCUCCAGUGCUGCUGCGAAUGAGGCCCAGCUUCUCCUAGAGUUACCGACUGCUUAUCUUUCUUCACACAUCGUCAACUUGAGGCGCACACUCCUAAAUCGAGUUGGCUAUCACGCCGAUGCGGAGUCACGAGAGAUCGAGAACUACAAGACCGUCUUGUCUCAACACCUUGGUGGCAUGUCCUUGCCUAGCCCUGGCGUACCAUCACACGAGCCUGCUCUCACCAGCAAGCCUGUUGGCGCUGUCAAGAUGGCAGUCGCACAAUGGCUCUGUGAGAGAGUGAUAUCACCAAGCUUUGAUUCGAUCAGUGACACUAGCUUCAACGGCAACCUCGCCGCCUUCUGCUUGGUGCGCCAUACAUUGGAGCAAUUUGAAGACUUCCCGAGCUUGGCCAAAGUCAUUGCUGCAGCAUCCAAUGGUAGCAACCCACAAAUAUUGGCCGCUACUGCAGACACUGUCAACUUGAAUAUUGAAAUAUUCGCCACGAUGGGUUUCCUGCCAGCACUGGUCUCUCAAAUCUACCAACAACAACGUCGGCUACGUUCAAGGCAGCCUUUGGACCGCACUUUCCUCUUGUCAUUGUCAGGAUUGGUCCGUCGCGUGCCGGCCGGUGCGAUGUAUGGAAAGACCAUUGAUAGCGAGCUUGCAAUGUGCGAAAUCCAAAGCUCUACCGUCGCAUGCUCGCCGGCAUCAGACAGCAUGGCAAUCUCUCAUUCUGGAAGCCUUGAAUCUGAUAACGAUAUCGAUCGAGUGCUUACCAGCGGCAAUACUAUGGAUGAGCAGCUCAUGAUGCGCAUGUUCACCACAGUUGCGGAUCGCAGCGUCAAGAUGGGAUCUCAAGGGCUGUCCCGCGCUAGCACCUGGUUUGCACAACUGCGGUCGUUCGAUCAGACAACGUUCGAGCAGUUAGUCCAGAGGCUCGUAGUCCGGAUGGCUGAGACCGUCGCCCCAUACGAAGCUGUAGAAAGCGUUGUUACCUCGUUGGUCGGUUCCGGUUGCUUGAAGUUGGACAGCUUCUUUCAGAUUUGGGACAAGAAACUCAACACUGUCAAAUCCACAGAGCCCGCCAACGCUAGCCGUCUAGCUAUGACUUGUGCAAGAAUUUUGAUCCCUUCCACGUCUGUAAUGCAGAACCAGGCCGCCGAGGCUUAUCGAUUCAAGGUUGCACAGAACAUGUUCUGUCUGAGAAACAUGGGAGUGGUUAUGCGCAUCAUCUGGCUGCUGUUACAACUGAGCCCGCAAAGCAUUCUUUCGAAAACCGGAAACCCUCUAGAAGAGAAGGUCACUGCUCUUCUUCGCCGGUACAUCGUCAAGGAUCCCAAGUUAGUUGCGCAGGAGCUGGUUUGCAGAUCCAACCCUAUGCUGGCUCAGAACUCCGUUCAACCUCUCCUGGACUCGUUGUUGGGUCUAGAACCCCAGGAACAACAUGCAAAGAUGUCAGUGAUCGACAAAGUGACCAAGAUCGUUGGUUCAACAACAGAACUUUCACUGCCUUUUAGCCAGUUGGCCCUGCAGCAGAUCUCUUCAAUUCUUUCCGGGGGCAACAGCUUGUCAGAGCAGGACAAAGCUAGUCUGGUUCGCACCUUCCAGACAGCGAUCGAGAACACGUCUUCGGUCUGGCCACAAUUAUUGAGCGCCCUUGACAAGGAUCUCAUCAGUCAUAUUCACUCUUGGGCAGGCGAGUGCGUCCUGGAGAAGCUUUCCUCCAUAGUCGCCGUCGAUGGGUCCAUGGAAGAAGAGGCCGCUGUGAGGCGAUAUCUGAAAGCUGUCGAGGCCUCGUCACUUGCCGCUUCGACUCAAUCAGCACCAACAAACGUUGUUGUCAUGCUUACAGAGCAGCUGAAACGAUUAGGUCAGCUUGCCGAAGGAAUCAAUCCACUUGAUCCUGCGCAGUCAGACAAGAAGGCACGCGUGUCGUUUGGCAUCGGAGUGUUGCUGCAGCUCACCACCAUGCAGCAUCACACAAUUCAAGAUGCUAAUGCCCUUGCACAAGACUUGAUCCCUCUCAUGGGUGUUCUUUGUGCUUUGCUCAUUCAUCCAAAGCUUCAAGGCCAGCAACCAACUCUUGAAUACAUUCUCGAUGUGGCUUCCAUGAUCUCUGACGACCUUUCUAACGAGCACAUGCAUACAGUCCUACGGAACCUACCACCUCAAGCUCGUUGCAUCCCACGUCUGCGCUAUCUAUUCGGAACUCACCCAUCUCCCGACGCUUGGUUGUCUCUUGCAUCCAAAGUCGUUCCUUCUGCAGCUCAGCAGAACCCGACUUCGACGCCUCUGCAAACAUCAUCUUCGCCGGCUUCAGCCAACCAGUCGCCAUCAAUGCUACAGAGACCAUGGCCAGUUCCUGCCCGUCCCGGAAUGCCUGCUCGCCCGCCAUCUGUGCCUAACACACCCACGCUGUCUCAAGCGCAUCUGCAACAGCAGCAAGCACAGCAAACAAGAAUGUCCAUGGGCAUGGGCGUAAACAGAGGACCUGUGGAACUCAAGCAGACACCUUACAUGUUGAGGCGAUGGGAACUGAUGCCAGACCCAACGCCCAUCAUGGGAGCGAACGAUACAAGUCUGAGCCUUGGUCUCUUCCAGGCCAGAAAAUGUGUCUGA